AUGGUGAUGUCCUUGACUGAAAAACGCUACUUACAAGAAAGUCUGCUUUCGAAGCCACCAGUGCGCCCAGAUGGCAGAAACGCUGAGCAAUUUAGACCCAUCGAGAUAUUUACCGACUUCUUACCCACCUCCAACGGGUCUUCUAAAAUUGUGGCCAGUGAUGGUACCGAGUGCGUUGUAAGCGUUAAAUGCAAAGUUGUUGACCACGCAAUUGAAAAAGAUUUGAUUGUAGUGGACGUAGAUAUCGCAGGCCGUCGAGACGAUUCCCCACUAGUUCAAGAGAUUUCGUCUAUUCUUAAUAGAGUUCUCCUGUUACAGACUGACCAAGAGCAGCUGCGGCUUACGAAAAAAUACAGCUUUAAACUGUACAUAGAUGUCCUGGUACUGUCAAGCUAUUCGCAUCCACUGACACUGAUCUCUUUUGCCAUUUACUCGGCUCUCAACUGCACACAACUACCAACUUUGAUCUCAAGUAAGGACGAUCUAGAUGUUGCAGAGCUGCCUACUUUUCACGACUAUGAUAUGACAGAGCUGAAUAUUGCUGUUCCAAUAAUGUUUACGCUCGCGAUAUGUGGCCAAAACGUUAUAGUGGAUCCAGCUUCUAGUGAGAGUGAUGUUGCUAGCAACGGAAUUCUCGUAACGUGGUAUAACGACAAGGUAGCAGCCCCAGUUAGAACCAUUGGUCUAAACGAGGAGUAUACUCGCGGCAUAAAUCCGCAAAGUUUGGCGGACAGCAUUCAAUUAAUCGAGGCUUUGGCUCCAAAGGUUCUGGGUGCUCUGGAUUCUUGA
Messenger RNA from Lachancea meyersii CBS 8951, 789 nucleotides. NCBI's taxonomy places the organism in Eukaryota, Fungi, Ascomycota, Saccharomycetes, Saccharomycetales, Saccharomycetaceae. The record is from the annotation of a GenBank genome assembly.